AUGGCCUCAAAGCUGCUUAAACUAACUGCCUACAAGGCCAAAAAUGAGCUUGAACUCUCUCUAAAGCAAGCUUUUGAGGAGCUUGAACCAAAACUAAGGCCCCUCUUUCCUUUAACAAUACCAACCCCACAGGAAUAUUCAAAACUCAACCUUGCUAUUCUUUAUGGGGUUUUAACCGAAUCCCAUUUGGCUAAAACACAUAUAAAGCAUCUACAUUCUAUAGUUACUGAUGGGUAUGCUUUGUUUGUUAGCUUGAUUGUGAAAAUUGUUAAUGAUUUGUACGGUAAGUUUGUUGAUUCGGUGAAGGACCAGUUGAUUUGGGUUGUUAAAGAAAUGGUUGACGUUUUAGGAGUGGGAUUUGAUGGUUUGUUAGUUUCUUUGUUGAGGCAGAUUGUCGGUGGGGAUUUUAGUGAUCGGAAUUUGUGGUUAUGUUUUGAGUUGUCUGCUCUUUUUUCAAGCAAAUGGGAUUGUUUAGUAGAAGAAGCGCCAUUCGUUUUGACUAGUGCUUUGUUUGUAUAUCUUCGGGUAUUAGCUGAUCAUUGUAAGGUAUCGAGUGAUGCUAAGAUAGAGUCUUUGAAAAGAUUAGAGAUUGAGUUUUGUGUCAAGAUGUUGAGGGAGCAAUUUCAUUUGUGUAUGAAGAUUGGGAGAGACCUCAUUAGAUUGCUUCGAGAUUUGGUUCAUGUCCCUGAGUUUCGAGCUAUAUGGAAGGAUUUGGUGUUGAGCCCAAGAGAGUUUGGGAUGGAAGGAUUUUCAGAUGUUUCACAGUUGUACUGCUCUAGGACUUCUAGUCUGUACUUUUUGCUUCGGAUUACUCCCGAAAUGGAAACCCAAUUGAGGUUUUUACUCAUGCAUGUUAAGUUUGGGAAUCAGAAACGAUACCAAAUGUGGUUUGCCAGGAAGUUUCUUUUUGGACAAGAGAGAGAGACUCUUGUAAUUGACAUUGUUCGGUUCAUAUGUUGUGCACACCACCCAUCGAAUGAAACUAUUCAGUCGGACAUUAUACCAAGAUGGGCUGUUAUAGGUUGGCUUCUGAAAUCUUGUAGAGAAAAAUAUGUUGAAGCUAAUGUGAAGCUGGCCUUAUUUUAUGACUGGCUUUUCUUUGACGAAAAGAUUGACAAUAUAAUGAAUAUUGAGCCUGCAAUGCUAUUAAUGGUAUGCUCUAUACCAAAAUAUGUAGACAUAACUCACUCUCUUCUUGAAUUUUUAUUGUUUCUUGCUGAAAACUAUGACGUGGACCGUAAUUAUGUCAUUAUAAGGGGUUUGUCAUCAGCUAUGAGGGCGCUUGUUCGAAGAGGAGUGGUGCCAUUUAUGGAACAAGGCAGUCAGGUGCCUGGACUUAUGAAGAUCAGGUACAUUGGACAAACCACAAUUGGUAGUGCUGCCAUUUUUGGUCUCUUCCUUGGUGCUGGGAGCUUGAUACAUUGUGGGACGUCAUAUUUUUAUGUGGCAAAAUGCAUUGUUGUUGAAAAGCGAAAGAAAGUUGAAGGGCACGGUAUUGGUGGUGGUGGAGCCAUCACAGCUUUAAAGAAAGUGGCUUACUUGCUCAAGGAUCUCCAAGACGAGUCUGUUUUGAUAUGGUUCUCUGGGAAAGAGGAGAAACAUCUCAGACUAAGCCAUGUAUCUAGAAUCAUAUCUGGGCAGCACACAGUAAGUUCUUGCUAUGAAACGAUUGUGGUUUACUUGGCUACUCUUCCUUGA
Messenger RNA from Dovyalis caffra, 1698 nucleotides. The record is from the annotation of a GenBank genome assembly. Lineage: Eukaryota; Viridiplantae; Streptophyta; Magnoliopsida; Malpighiales; Salicaceae.